Molecule: messenger RNA, 1820 nt
Organism: Rhincodon typus (whale shark)
Lineage: Eukaryota; Metazoa; Chordata; Chondrichthyes; Orectolobiformes; Rhincodontidae
Gene: abitram
Product: actin binding transcription modulator
Exons: 6
Coding region: 547-1134 (195 amino acids)
Biological process (GO): regulation of filopodium assembly; dendrite morphogenesis; regulation of actin filament polymerization
Cellular component (GO): dendrite; nucleus; filopodium tip
Molecular function (GO): actin monomer binding; actin filament binding
Source: RefSeq, a predicted model, not a curated record
CACGGUAGCUUUAUUUUCUGUUUUGGAAGUGCAGAGUGGGCUAUGGCCUGGUUAGCACAUUCAAGAUGGAUCGAAGGGUCUCUUUCCGAGCUGUACAUCUCUGAAUGACUGACGUAAAAUACUUCUCCACGUUCAGUGCAACUUUUCCAGGCCCAGAAGCUGCAGUGUCUUUUAGUUAUCAGCAGAUUCAAAUAAUCACACCUUUAGAAUCAGAGGGGUUAUCCGCUACAUUUGUUGCAGUUCCCCCAGGAGACUGCAUGGUGAACUUAUACAUUAUAGGUACCUGACAAAAGUGAAAUGUAGCAAGCACCCUCCAUUAACAACUGCAGAAAAUACUGGAAAAACUGAGCGGGUCCGGCAGCAUCUGAAGCACAGUCGACGUUUCGAUUCCGAUAAUCCCCCUACAGAACAGUAUAAAAGUUUUUACUUUGCACAGCAAUUAGUUAUGAAGUACCAAGCGCCUGGAACUGGAACAAACACAUAGCAUCAAGAAUUCAACCGGCACUUCCGCCGUGUUGCUAGGAGACUGUACUGGCUUCCGGUGUGAUGGAGGUGGAGGAGGCGCAGGCUCAGACCUAUCCCUCAAUGGUCGAUCGCUACUUUAGGCGCUGGUAUAAGACAGAUGUUAAAGGGAAACCGUGUGAAGAUCAUUGUAUCUUACACCAUUCUAAUAGGAUAUGUGUCAUCACACUGGCAGAAUCUCACCCUCUAUUACAGAGUGGGAAAGAAAUAAAAAAUAUCAGCUACCAGAUCAGUGCCAACUGUAGUCGACUACAAAACAAGGUUUCAGGAAAAUCUAAACGGGGUGGACAGUUUCUAACAGAACUUGCACCAUUGUGCAGAAUACUGUGCUCAGAUGGCGAGGAAUACACAAUAUACAGUUGUAUCAGAGGACGUUUACUGGAGGUAAAUGAAAAUAUUCUCCAGGAUCCCAGCCUUCUACAAAAAAAGCCAUCUACCGAAGGAUACAUUGCUGUUGUAUUACCCAAAUUUGAAGAAAGCAAAAGCAUAACCCAAGGUUUAAUUAAUCAAGAACAGUAUCAAGAUAUUAUUUCAAAGAGACCCAAGACAACAGCAGAAGUAGUGGGAAAUACUGACUUCAACAGUCUAAACCCUAGCUCUCUUAGCAAUUGAGAUAACAAGGUGUAGAGCUGGAUGAACACAGCAGGCCAAGCAGCAUCAGAGGAGCAGGAAAGCUCUCCUAUUAUUUCAGAACCCCCUUCCCUCCCCCACUUCUGAAGAAGGGUCUAGCCCAAAACGUCAGCUUUCCUGCUCCUCUGAUGCUGCUUGGCCUGCUGUGUUCAUCCAGCUCUACACCUUGUUAUCUCAUUCUCCAGCAUCUGCAGUUCCUACUAUCUCUCUUGGCAAUUGCAUUCCUUAAGUUUAAGCUGUUUUAUUUCAGAUGAAAAUUAAACCAGCAACAUGCUUUAAGUGUUUAAAUGGAUGAUCUAUGUGAUGAACCAGUUGUUUUGGUCUUGAAUUACAUACUUGAAAGUCAGUUUUCUUCAGUUUAUUUCUCAUUGAAAAUAGGUUUAAAGCAAUAUUAAAAAAAAAACUAUUGUUUUGCCUACUUUUUCCUAGAAAUAUGUUUAAAGCUUUUUAAAAUUUUAACCUUGCUUAAUGAGAAAGAUUUUUGUAUAAUGACAUUUAAAUUGAAAACAAGUGCAAAAUGUUAUUCAGAAAUUAACCUGAAACUUUAUUAAAUUUCACUUAUUUUGAUAUUGAGCUAAAUAUCCUGAAUUUGUUUUAGAUUGAAGACUGUCCACCAAUCUCUUGAGAUUUUGUAUAUGUGUAUUACAAAAAUAAAGAUUUCAACUUUU